AGAUAAGUUGAAAGGCGCCUUCUGAUUGCGUCACGGCGCGGCGACGCCCGGAAAAGGCUGCUCCCUCCCCACGUGGAAAGAGAAGCAUGGAGGCGAAGGUAGAAGCGGCGGUGCUGCCUUUGAACCAAGGCCAGAUCAAAAAAGCCACUCAUGCAUUACUUGCCUAUAACGCGAACAAACAGAAGUCCGGAGAAAAAGUGUUGUUGGAUGUAGACCAGAAUAUCUUUUUGAUGAUUACCGUCUGGAAAAUCCCACCAAAUGAGCAAGUAAUCAAAAUAAACCUGCCUCAUAGCAUUCUGCCGGACACCUCUGAGGUUUGCCUCUUCACCAAAGACGAACCUGGCUUAACAGCGGAACAGACGGAGAACUUGUACAAGAAACUGUUGGACCAACAUGGAAUCACAUCCAUCACUGAGGUCAUCUCUUACAAGACAUUCAAAACCGAAUACAAGCCCUUUGAAGCGAAAUGCCGCCUGCUGAAUCGGUUUGCUCUUUUCUUGUCCGACGAUCGUAUUCGAAGAUUGCUGCCUUCGCAGAUGGGAAAACAUUUCUAUCGGCGUAAAAAGGCACCUCUCUGCGUGGACUUGAAAGCCAAGGACCUAGCUAAGGAAAUCCACAAACGCCUCCACGGAACAAUUCUCCCAGUCACUAACAAGGGCAGUUGCUACAUGGUUCGCAUUGGGCACAGCAGUAUGGACGCAUCGGAGAUCACUGAAAACGUCAUAGCAGCUGCCAAAGCGAUAGCUAUCAAAGCUCCACAGAUCUGGAAAAGCGUGAAAGUUCUUCACCUCAAAACCAGCAAAUCAAUUGCACUUCCUGUGUUUCACUCUGCUUUCCAAGGUGAGGCUGCUGUUCAGAAAACGGAAGGCGCUGAAAACCAACAGACUGUUCAAAUAAAGAAGAAAAAAAGAAAAGCUAAACCAAAGAUUACAGCUCAGUCAGGCACAAAAGACGACACGAAUGGGGCUCCAGAAGCUGACGUGCCUAAAACAGAUGUGGUGGAACCCCCUACCCUGAAAUCAAAAGGAGAAGAAGAGAUUGAGGAAGAAAUUCCACAACUGGUUCCUAUUGAAACUCAGCCCUCUGAGAAAAAUGAUCAGGUGGGCAAGCUGAAGUUGGGUGCGAAACCAGAGCUGGAGACGGGCUCUCCGAAACUCCGUAGCAAAAGGAAGGCCGAGAUUCCUGUUUCGCAGCCGGAAACACCCACAGAGGCUUCGGCCUUAGAGAAAUCAAACCGACAGACGCCUGGUCGAAAAUGCAAGAUGGCCAAGCAAGAGGUUUCAGAAAAGACGCAGAGCAAGGAUGCCAAGCAGCCCUUGGCUAAACCGACUGUGGCUCCCAAAAGGCUAAAAGCUCCUAAAUCAGACACGAAACCUCCCAAACGGGACCUGAGAAGAAUGAAAGUGCAGCUGUCCCUUUGAGCAGACGGAGAAAAUUCGCUGUUUUCAUAUCGGGAUCAAAGGGAGGUUGGCGGAGAAGACAUUUAUUCAACUUGUAAAACAUCCUGUAUUUUGUUUUUCACCGGGGGGAAUAAAACAAUGUCCUAUUUUA
This is a messenger RNA of Pantherophis guttatus, 1551 nucleotides long. It is a transcript of the gene RSL1D1, whose product is annotated as ribosomal L1 domain containing 1. Gene Ontology annotation, molecular function: RNA binding. Lineage: Eukaryota; Metazoa; Chordata; Lepidosauria; Squamata; Colubridae. The record is from RefSeq and is a predicted model, not a curated record.